CGGCGCAAGGAAGGCACUGGUAUCACUGCCGAGUGCCGUGAAAAAUGCAGAUUUUCGUUCGGACCGACCGGACUCACCUCCUGGAGGUGAGCCCGGCGCAGACUGUCGCCGAUGUGAAGGCCGCUGUGGAGGCCCUGCAGGGCCUGGAGACCGCUGAGCAGCGUAUUCUGUUCAACGGUAUCCAGCUGGAGGAUGCCCAGGUGCUGGCUGAGGCUGGUGUCAGCGAUGACAGCACUCUCAUGUGCAUGCUGCGCCUGGUUGGUGGUGCCAAGAAGCGCAAGAAGAAGACCUACACCAAGCCGAAGAAGCUGAAGCACAAGCACAAGAAGAUCAAGCUCCGGGUGCUGAAGUUCUACAAGGUGGACGACUCGGGCAAGGUGCAGCGCCUGCGCAAGCAGUGCCCCAACUGCGGCCCGGGUACCUUCAUGGCCACCCACUUCGACCGUGUGUACUGCGGCAAGUGCAGCAACACCUUCGUCUACGAGGGUGGCGCCCCGACUGGUGCCCCCAAGCCUAAGGCCGCUGCCGCCCCCGCGGCCGCUGUUGAGGCCCCCGCUGCCGCCAAGGGUGGCAAGAAGGGCAAGAAGUAGAUGGCUCGGCCACCCGCUUCGGAGCUCGUCGCACGGUUGGAUGCCUAGGCUGCUGCCCCGCUGCCUAGCUUGCAUCGUGUAACGCUUGAGCUUGG
This is a messenger RNA of Astrephomene gubernaculifera, 685 nucleotides long. The record is from the annotation of a GenBank genome assembly. Lineage: Eukaryota; Viridiplantae; Chlorophyta; Chlorophyceae; Chlamydomonadales; Astrephomenaceae.